UGCUUCCCGCGGCCCCGCCCGUGGUGGCUAAAGCUACGUGUCCUUGUCCCCCGUGGGCAGCCUCAGCGCGUGCGGCCUCGGAUCGGAUCCCCAGUUCGAAGGGCCUCCUCCAGCCACCACCUCCUGGGAAAACAAGCGAUGAAGACCAAGAACCGACCUCCUCGGCGCCGGACAUCCGUGCAGGACACAGAAGCCACCCCAGGAGAGCAGACUCCCGACAGACCCCAAUCAGGCUCAGGGGGGUCCGAGCUGACGAAGGGUCUUCGGAGUAGGACAGCCCGUGCAGGUGGACCGCGAGCAGAGGUCAGCCGCCGGCGACAGGGGUCUGGUGGCCGCAGGGAGAAUAGUAUCCAGAGGCGACUGGAGAGCAAUGAGCGGGAACGACAACGGAUGCAUAAACUCAACAACGCCUUCCAAGCGCUGCGUGAGGUCAUCCCCCACGUGCGGGCUGACAAGAAACUCUCCAAGAUUGAGACCCUCACGCUGGCCAAGAACUAUAUCAAGUCGCUGACCGCCACCAUACUCACUAUGUCCAGCAGUCGCCUCCCGGGGCUGGAGGGGCCGGGUCCUGCGCCAGGUCCUAAACUCUACCAACACUACCAUCACCAGCAACAGCAGCAGCAGCAGCAGCAACAGCAGCAGGUGGCUGGGGCCACGCUAGGUGCCACGGAGGACCAGCCCCAGGGCCACCUGCAACGGUACUCUACACAGAUCCACAGCUUCAGAGAGGGCAGCUAGCACCCACUCUGGGCUGGGUUGACAGUGCUGGCCUGGUCUGCUCAGCUCAGCUCUGGCCCCUCCAUGCCACAAGCCCGACUGAUGAUGACACUAUGGGUAUUUUGUUGUUGACCAGAGUCUCUCGUGUGACCCAUGCUGGCCUGGAACUCCUCAUCCUCCUGCCUUCACCUUCUCUAUGGCUGUGGUUACAGGCACACAUCACCGUAUGGUGAGGUGCUAGGAACUGAAAAGGCACUCUGUGCAGGCUCAACCAGCUCUUGGCCUACUGAGCUACAUCCCGCAGCCCAAGGCUGAAUCUCCGGUGACUCCAUUUUCCUUGAACGUCGGCUCAGCCAUCAACAUGGGGCAGU
Messenger RNA from Microtus oregoni (creeping vole), 1088 nucleotides. It is a transcript of the gene Bhlha15, whose product is annotated as basic helix-loop-helix family member a15. The transcript is spliced from 2 exons. Gene Ontology annotation, molecular function: protein dimerization activity. The record is from RefSeq and is a predicted model, not a curated record. NCBI's taxonomy places the organism in Eukaryota, Metazoa, Chordata, Mammalia, Rodentia, Cricetidae. Bases 139 to 738 code for a protein of 199 amino acids.